ACCAAAGCCCCCAUUAUUACUCGUGCCUUCUGCAGGAGAGCCAUGGGAGGAAGCAAGAGGGGCCUGGAGAGUGCGAUCGUGUGUUUGCUCGUGCUGGGGCUGGUCCUCAAGCAGGUGCAGCAAGUAGAGGGCGUGGAUUGCGGCGGGAGCAUCUUCAAAGUGGCCUGCUACCAUUCUUGCCUUCUGGGUCCUAAUGAACUAAACACCAUUGAGAAUUGCAGCUUAGAAUGUAGGUCUUCCGUGUGUGACAACAAGGUCAUGGUCAACAUAGCUACCAACAGUGAAGAGAUGAAACUCUUUGUGAAACUCUGCGGUGAUGCUUGUGAUAGUUUAUGUAAGGGGGAUGCUCUACUGGCAUCCCUUGAUCUUGAUGACUAAUAAUGCAUAUGCAUGGUCUGAAAUUUCACAAGCCAAAGUUAUGUCCCGCCUUCGUGUUCAAUAAAACUGGAUCCCAUUGAGAGUAUCCAAACAAGUGUGUCGGUUUGUUUAUGUGCUUGUGUGUAUU
Triticum dicoccoides is the source of this 505-nucleotide messenger RNA. Its product is annotated as type-5 thionin-like. The coding region runs from base 43 to 378 and encodes 111 amino acids. Gene Ontology annotation, biological process: defense response. The transcript is spliced from 3 exons. NCBI's taxonomy places the organism in Eukaryota, Viridiplantae, Streptophyta, Magnoliopsida, Poales, Poaceae. The record is from RefSeq and is a predicted model, not a curated record.